Stomoxys calcitrans (stable fly) is the source of this 1664-nucleotide messenger RNA. RefSeq names its product polycomb protein esc. Gene Ontology annotation, biological process: negative regulation of transcription by RNA polymerase II. NCBI's taxonomy places the organism in Eukaryota, Metazoa, Arthropoda, Insecta, Diptera, Muscidae. Gene Ontology annotation, molecular function: nucleosome binding; protein binding. The transcript is spliced from 6 exons. Gene Ontology annotation, cellular component: ESC/E(Z) complex. Bases 154 to 1440 code for a protein of 428 amino acids. The record is from RefSeq and is a predicted model, not a curated record.
GUCAGCGGCAUUGGUUGUGCCAACAAACUUUAUUAAAAAAUGCAACUCUGCCACCACAACUGGCAGCUGAUAGCAGUUUGGCAUAUGCCAGUCGUGCAAAAUUAAUAUACGGCUUUUAGCUGGGUUUUACUAAUUCAACGAAGCCAAACGGAUAUGUCUAAAGUAAAAGCGGACAAGCCUUCGCCUAAAGACGGCAGCAAAGCUGAAAACAGCGAUAAUGAGUCAAUAGACGACACGGCUAGUGUGGCCACAAGCACCACAUCACGCAGUAAAUCACCGGGCUCCAAAGGUCGCAGACAAAGCAGAGGCCAUAGCAAAUCGAAAGUGAAAAGACCUGCCUACAAAUAUGAUUGCCAUUUAAAGGAGGACCAUGGCCAGGCUAUAUUUGGUGUUGCCUUCAAUCAUUUUCUGGGCAAAGACCAACCAAUGAUUUUUGCCACAGCUGGCAGCAAUCGUUGUAAUAUUUACGAAUGUCCCCGCAAGGGAGGAUUGAAGCUCAUCAUGUGUUAUGCCGACCCAGAUCCUGAUGAAGUAUUCUACACCUGCAGCUGGUCCUACGAUUUAAAAACUUCGGUACCUCUUUUGGCCACGGCUGGUUACCGUGGUGUUAUACGGGUCAUUGACAUUCAUAAGAACGAAGCGGUUGGCAAUUACGUGGGCCAUGGCCAAGCCAUAAAUGAAUUGAAAUUUCACACAAGACAGCCUCAUUUACUUUUGUCCGGCAGCAAGGACCAUGCCAUUCGUUUGUGGAAUAUACAAACUCAUGUUUGUAUUGCGAUUUUUGGUGGCGUUGAAGGUCAUCGCGAUGAAGUUCUUUCCAUUGACUUUGAUUUACGUGGCGAGCGUAUCAUGUCCAGUGGCAUGGAUCAUUCUUUGAAGUUGUGGCGCAUAGACACACCUGAAUUUAAAGAGAAAAUAGAGAUGUCCCGCACCUUCAAUCCCAACAAGUCACAAUUGCCCUUCCCCACCAUAAUGCAGCAUUUUCCGGAUUUUUCCACUCGAGACAUACAUCGUAACUAUGUGGAUUGUGUUCAAUGGUUUGGAGACUUCAUUCUAUCGAAAUCUUGUGAAAAUUCCAUCGUUUGCUGGAAGCCGGGUCAACUUCAUCAAACACUGUCGCAGCUAAAACCCAAUGAUGCCUCAUGUACCAUCAUCAGUGAGUUCAACUAUGACGAAUGUGAGAUAUGGUUUGUGAGAUUCGGCUUCAAUCCCUGGCAUAAGGUAGUUGCUCUGGGUAAUCAAUAUGGCAAGGUUUAUGUAUGGGAGUUGGAUCCAUCAGAUCCCAGGCACACACAUUCCAGUACCUUAAAUAAUAUGCGGUGUACUUCGAUUGUACGGCAAACGGCGUUUUCUCGAGAUGCCACAGUGUUGGUGUGGGUAUGUGACGAUGGUACUGUUUGGCGUUGGAAUCGACGAAACGCGGAAGUACACACACCAUAAGUAUUCAUGUUAAUUGUUAAAUUAAAACAUUCUCCAAAAAUAAAUCUCUAAAAUUUAGCUUAGUGUAAAGACAAAAACAUGAGAUUUACAUUAUUUCGUAAUGGGCGAAGGAUUUUACUGCGAUUCAGUUCCUGGGCAAAGACAAUUUCUUCUUGUUGAAGACGUCUGGCCGAUGAAGAUGAUGAACUAUCGGAAGUACAACCAGAUGCUGUGCCUCCAGAAGU